Sclerotinia sclerotiorum 1980 UF-70 is the source of this 1626-nucleotide messenger RNA. RefSeq lists its product as hypothetical. The transcript is spliced from 4 exons. Lineage: Eukaryota; Fungi; Ascomycota; Leotiomycetes; Helotiales; Sclerotiniaceae. The record is from RefSeq and is a predicted model, not a curated record. Gene Ontology annotation, biological process: transmembrane transport; carbohydrate transport. Gene Ontology annotation, cellular component: membrane. Gene Ontology annotation, molecular function: carbohydrate:proton symporter activity. The coding region runs from base 1 to 1626 and encodes 541 amino acids.
AUGGGUCUGUUGACUUUGGUAGAAGAUCGGCCUACACCGCCAUGUGUCUACAACGCUCGCGUAUACUUCUGCGCAACAGUAGCCGCCUUCUGUGCAGUAAUGAUUGGAUAUGAUUCUGCAUUCAUUGGAGGAACAAUCGCUCUCACCUCUUUCAAAGACGAAUUCAAUUGGUCCAAAUAUUCAACUGAUGAAGCCUUACUUAUCUCGGAAAACAUCGUUUCAUUGUAUCAGGCUGGUGCAUUCUUUGGAGCUCUUGGUGCUUAUGCAGCUGGUCACUACCUGGGUCGAAAAGUAGGCCUUCAACUCUUCUCUGGAAUUUUCAUUCUUGGCGCUGGAUUGAUGUUAGGUGCGAAUGGAGAUAGAGGUCUUGGAUUGAUUUAUGGUGGCAGAGUAUUGGCUGGUAUUGGUGUUGGUGGUGCUUCAAAUUUGACUCCUAUCUAUAUUUCCGAACUUGCACCUCCGGCUAUUCGAGGACGCUUGGUUGGACUAUAUGAGAUGGGAUGGCAAGUUGGUGGUGUUGUUGGGUUUUGGAUUAACUAUGGAGUUUCUACCACUAUGCCUGCGAACCACGAGCAAUGGAUUAUUCCAUUCGCUAUUCAACUUAUCCCAGCUGGUCUCAUGUUCGCCGGACUCUUUCUCAUCAAAGAAUCUCCUAGAUGGCUCAUGAGCCGCGGUGAUAGAGCCACAGCACUCAAAAACCUCUGCUGGAUCAGAAAACUUCCUCAAGACGAUAUUUACAUGCUCGAAGAAGUAUCCAGCAUUGAUGCUGCUCUCGAACAACAACAGGCCACCGUCGGACUCGGCUUUUGGCAACCCUUCAAAGCCCUCGGUAACGACCGCAAAGUCAUGUAUCGUUUCGCUCUCGGCUGUUCGCUUUUCUUCUGGCAAAACACAUCCGGAAUCAACGCCAUCAACUACUACUCCCCUACCGUCUUCAAGGAAAUCGGUGUUGUCGGCACAAACAGUUCUCUUCUCACCACUGGUAUCUUCGGUGUAAUCAAGGCAGUCGUCACCAUCAUAUGGCUCUUUUUCCUCAUCGAUAACUUCGGUCGUAGAAAUCUCCUCAUGUACGGUGCCUUCGCUGGAGCCAUCUGUCUUUAUUAUGUUGGAGCCUACAUCGCCGUUGCAGAUCCCUCUUCACACCCCACUACCUCCCUUACUGCGGGCGGAAAAUCCGCCAUGGCAUUCUUUUACCUAUGGACGGCUUCCUACACACCUUCAUGGAACGGUACACCCUGGGUCAUCAACUCGGAAAUGUUUCCCCAGAAUGUCCGUACGCUCGGCCAAGCAUUCGCAGCAGCUAGUAAUUGGUUUUUCAACUUCCUCGUUGCGCGCUUCACGGCGCAAAUGUUCGAGGCAAUGGGAUAUGGUGUCUUUAUCUUCUUUGCAUCCUUAAUGAUAUGCAGUAUCGUUUUUGUAUAUUUCUUAGUUCCAGAAACGAAGAGUAUCCCAUUGGAGAGUAUGGAUCGACUUUUCAGCUCUGAGUUAAAGGCGAGACAUGCGCAUGGUAUUGUAUUAAAAGAGUUGAAAGAUGACGAAGAAGCGUUUAGGAGGAAUGUAGAGGGAAGUGGAAUUGGAUUGGAUAAAGAAGGAAAUGAGAAGAGUGCACAUGUUGAGGUUGUUUAA